AUGAAUUUUAAAGGGUUUCAAAAUUCUGAGUUCCAAGGGCACUUACGUAAGAGCACAGAGAAGAAACCCUACUUCUCGUGUUUCAGCUCGCUAUAUAAAGCGUACGAGUGCGAUUUCAUUUCUCUACCUGUAUUCAUUUGGCUGCUUAGCUUAGGCGACAUCUCCUUUUCUCCCUUAGGGUUACGGUCGAAAAGUUACAAAUCCAUCAUGGGUAAGGAAAAGGUUCACAUCAACAUUGUGGUCAUUGGCCAUGUCGACUCUGGGAAGUCAACCACCACCGGCCACUUGAUCUACAAGCUUGGUGGUAUUGACAAGCGUAUGGAUGCAACCACACCCAAAUACUCCAAGGCUAGGUAUGACGAAAUUGUGAAGGAAGUGUCUUCAUACCUGAAGAAGGUUGGAUACAAUCCCGAAAAAAUCCAUUUUGUGCCGAUUUCUGGUUUUGAGGGAGACAACAUGAUUGAGAGAUCCACCAACCUGGACUGGUACAAGGGCCCGACCCUCCUGGAGGCCCUCGACUUGAUUAAUGAGCCCAAGAGGCCAUCAGACAAGCCCCUUCGUCUCCCUCUUCAGGAUGUGUACAAGAUUGGUGGUAUUGGAACUGUGCCUGUUGGUCGUGUGGAGACAGGUAUACUGAAGCCUGGAAUGGUGGUGACUUUCGGCCCAUCUGGUCUGACCACUGAAGUUAAAUCGGUCGAGAUGCAUCAUGAGGCUAUGCAGGAAGCUCUCCCAGGUGACAAUGUUGGGUUCAAUGUGAAGAAUGUUGCUGUGAAGGAUCUCAAGCGUGGUUAUGUGGCUUCAAAUUCGAAGGAAGACCCAGCUAAGGAAGCUGCCAACUUUACCUCUCAAGUGAUCAUAAUGAACCAUCCUGGGCAGAUUGGACAGGGAUAUGCACCGGUGCUCGACUGCCACACUUCCCACAUUGCUGUCAAGUUUGCUGAGCUCGUGACCAAGAUUGACAGGCGAUCGGGUAAGGAGCUCGAGAAGGAGCCCAAGUUCUUGAAGAAUGGAGAUGCUGGGUUUGUGAAGAUGAUUCCCACAAAGCCUAUGGUGGUCGAGACCUUUUCCGAGUACCCGCCUCUUGGCCGUUUUGCUGUUCGUGACAUGAGGCAGACUGUUGCUGUUGGUGUCAUCAAAAGUGUCGAGAAGAAGGAUGCCUCGGGUGCCAAGGUCACCAAGGCUGCUGCCAAGAAGGGCGCCAAGUGAAGAUGUUUUCGAGAGAUGAUUUUGGUUCCGUGCGAAGUUUUGUUGUCCUUUUUCUGUUGAGUUUUUUGAACUGGUAAAUGGUACGUGGUUUUGGUAUUGCUAGUGGUUGGAUUUUUUCAAGUGUUUUGGGGAUGAGAUGUAAAACUCGGUGACUUUGCUUAAAUUCUGUUGAGACUUUCGUUUUUCAUGGAGUUUUUAAAUGAUUUACUUAUAGCUCUGAUUAUUUUCUUGACAUUGAUUAACGUUGGAAAUUGGUUAGUGACCUUCAUAAAAUUCAAACUUUUUUUUUUUUUUUCAUCUUUUUUGUUUGUAUUUAUUUAUUGGAAUCAU
Molecule: messenger RNA, 1536 nt
Organism: Striga asiatica
Lineage: Eukaryota; Viridiplantae; Streptophyta; Magnoliopsida; Lamiales; Orobanchaceae
Source: the annotation of a GenBank genome assembly